This is a messenger RNA of Arachis duranensis, 1345 nucleotides long. RefSeq names its product receptor-like protein kinase THESEUS 1. Bases 1 to 972 code for a protein of 323 amino acids. Gene Ontology annotation, cellular component: plasma membrane; plasmodesma. Gene Ontology annotation, biological process: protein autophosphorylation. Lineage: Eukaryota; Viridiplantae; Streptophyta; Magnoliopsida; Fabales; Fabaceae. The transcript has 5 exons. Gene Ontology annotation, molecular function: ATP binding; transmembrane receptor protein tyrosine kinase activity. The record is from RefSeq and is a predicted model, not a curated record.
AUGGGGGUUGAGCAUAGCACUAUUGAACUAAACUACUUUAUUGACUCAAUUAUUGAACAUGUACGGGAGAAAAAAGUAAGUUUAGGCAUUAUUAGAAGGGCUUCUCUGAGCUGGAUCGGAGUAAGAGACUACAGCAUCAAGGUGUGUGAAGAUUUGUUUCUGCAUUUAAUCUUCAGUAAUAGAAGAGUAUGCCAUCAAUUUUGCAUGGAAGAUAUUAGAAAAGCAACCAACAACUUGGACAAUAAACUUCUCCUUGUAGAAGACACCAAUGAUUUUUGGUUGUACAAAGGUUGUGUCGAGUAUAACGGUACAAGUGAUUAUACAAUUACAAUAAAACGCGGGAACCCUACUAAAAAGAAAAAUGAGGAGGAUAGCACCCGUUCAUAUAUGGUGAAGGAAAUUGAGGUGCUAUGUCAGCUUCGUCACCCAAAUAUAAUCUCACUUAUAGGCUUCUGCGACAAUGAAAAUGAAAUCAUUGCUGUGUACGAAUACAUGGCCAAUGGAUCACUUGAUGAUUACUUGACAAAUAGGAAUAACCAACCACUUUCAUGGAAGAAAAGACUAGAGAUCUGCAUCGGAGUAGCACGUGCUCUACACUAUCUUCACUCAGGAGUCAAGCGCGUUAUCAUUCAUCGUCUUAUAAAUUCAAGUUAUAUUCUUUUGGAUAACAAUAUGAUGCCCAAACAUGCAUAUUUUGGACAUUCCUUGCAAGGACCACUCUCUACCUCCAAGCCAAAACCAAUUAUAGAUGUUCUUCAGGGUACCACCACCCAUUCUUUCACAUACAUAACUCGGAAGCGGCUCCCAGACGUAAACCAAGUUGUAGACCACACUCUUCCAACGCUUAGGCCUCACAAACAAACCCAACCACUGUCCGGUUCUAGAUGUGAUAUUCGGCAGAAAGGACAAGGAUUUGUUGGUCAAGAAGGUCAAUAUGUUUGCAAGCCUACACUUCGGAAAGAGCACGAUUGAAUUACGGGAACAUCUUCCCCUUAGAGGCUUCUGUCUCCGGGUAAGGGAGCUCUUAUGUAAGAAGAUCCCUAUAGAAGAGAUGGUUGAUCCAGAUCUUAACGGAAAGAUUUCACCCGAGUGUUGGGAUGCAGUAACGAGUAUUGCUCAAAGAUGCAUAGAAUAUGAAGCAGAUGAGCGACCAACAAUGGGUGAAGCAGAGUUGUUGCUUGAGCGUGCUCUCUCAUUGCAGCAACAAGCUGAUGAUAUUACAAACACCAAUGCUGCUCAUUACACCUUAUCCUCCACCACCUAUAUUCAUGAGCGACGAUCAAUUUGUAUUGAUGCCAAUAACAUAGAGGAUAUACUAAGCCAUCAAUUUUUCCGGCUGAUCUUG